Messenger RNA from Rotaria sordida, 597 nucleotides. The record is from the annotation of a GenBank genome assembly. NCBI's taxonomy places the organism in Eukaryota, Metazoa, Rotifera, Eurotatoria, Philodinida, Philodinidae.
AUGUUUCAAAUAUUGUAUUUUAAUAUUGAUUCAGAUAUUUUAGCAAAGUAUUAUGAUGAAUUAAAAAUAAGACUUCGUGAAGACCUUAACGAUGAACUUCUUUCAAUUAAUGGUUCAGUCAAUACAUAUGUUACAACGGAUCAUCAUGCACAUUGUACUGAUGAUAAGAAUAAUUUUGAAUUAGUUUAUGAAUGUAUUUAUAUUCGAAGAAAUUUUUUGAAUAUAAUUAGUCUUAGUUUACAUCAUUUAGUUGAACCCGAUAUUGAUUUAGCUAUUUUACAAGCUCUAUUAAAGGCUACUUCUGAUAAAAAGGGAUGUGAAACAACUAUACAACAUAAACAUGAACAACUUCGUUUAAAUAUUAAUUUAAAUGAUUUAUUUUUAUUGGCACUAAAACAUAAUCAACGAGAAUUUGUUGAAUUAUUUCUUUAUUAUGGUUUUCCAUUAUCUAAUUUAUUCGGUAAUAUUGAUACACUUAUUGAUCUUUAUACUUGUAAAAAGAAUGAAAAUGAUAUUUUCAUUAAUAGUUCUAUUAAAGAUCCAUCACGAACCUUAUAUGAAAAAAAAAAUACAACCAUUUAUGAGAGAUUUUUUUGA